GCUCUUGACUCCACUCAGAUCCAUCCUGGGGACCAGUGCAGGAGCGGUCCUCGCAGCACCCAUCCUCUGCCCAGACUCCCGCUUCUUGUUUGCCGCUGGGCCUCGGCCCAGAAGCCAUUACGGGCGACACGGAGCCGCCAGUGCUGGAGGGGGAGCCGUGGGUGCGGGGCAGCGUUGGGGCAGAGGCCCCAGGACGCCCGCCCGGCCCCAGGCCCCGGUCCGCCCGGGCGCCCCCACGGGUCCCCCCCCCUUCCUGGUCCGAGCAGUGUGAGUGUGCCCGGGAGCCCGGCGCCGGCGGCGGCGGCGGCGUGGAAAGCGGCGUGGGCUGGGGGGUCCGGGCCGCGGGGGGCAGUGCUAUGCACAAGCACCAGCACUGCUGUAAGUGCCCCGAGUGCUACGAGGUGACCCGCCUGGCCGCCCUGCGGCGCCUGGAGCCUCCCGGCUACGGGGACUGGCAGGUGCCCGACCCCUACGGGCCAGGUGGAGGCAAUGGAGCCAGCACAGUUUAUGGGGGCUACAGCUCGCAGACCCUGCCCUCGCAGGCGGGGGCCACCCCUACCCCCCGCACCAAGGCCAAGCUCAUCCCCACCGGCCGCGAUGUGGGGCCAGUGCCCCCUAAGCCAGUCCCGGGCAAGAGCACCCCCAAACUCAACGGCAGCGGCCCCAGUUGGUGGCCAGAGUGCACCUGUACCAACCGAGACUGGUAUGAGCAGGUCAAUGGCAGUGAUGGCAUGUUCAAGUACGAGGAGAUAGUUCUUGAGCGGGGCAAUUCCGGCCUGGGUUUCAGUAUCGCAGGUGGCAUCGACAACCCCCACGUCCCUGAUGACCCUGGCAUCUUCAUUACCAAGAUCAUUCCUGGUGGGGCAGCUGCCAUGGAUGGGAGGCUGGGGGUGAAUGACUGCGUGCUUCGGGUGAAUGAGGUGGACGUGUCAGAGGUGGUGCAUAGCCGGGCUGUGGAGGCGCUGAAGGAGGCGGGCCCUGUGGUGCGGUUGGUGGUGCGGCGGCGACAGCCCCCACCUGAGACCAUCAUGGAAGUCAACCUGCUCAAAGGGCCCAAAGGCCUGGGUUUCAGCAUUGCUGGGGGCAUUGGCAACCAGCACAUCCCAGGGGACAACAGCAUCUACAUCACCAAGAUCAUUGACGGGGGUGCUGCUCAGAAGGAUGGCCGCCUACAGAUCGGGGACCGGCUGCUGGCGGUCAACAACACCAAUCUGCAGGACGUGAGGCAUGAGGAAGCGGUGGCGUCGCUGAAGAACACCUCUGACAUGGUCUAUCUGAAGGUGGCCAAGCCAGGCAGCCUUCAUCUCAACGACAUGUACGCACCCCCUGACUACGCCAGCACUUUUACUGCCUUGGCUGACAACCACAUAAGCCAUAAUUCCAGCCUGGGUUAUCUCGGGGCUGUGGAGAGCAAGGUCAGUUACCCAGCUCCUCCUCAGGUGCCCCCUGCCCGCUACUCUCCCAUCCCCAGGCACAUGCUGGCCGAGGAGGACUUCACCAGAGAGCCCCGCAAGAUCAUCCUGCACAAAGGCUCCACAGGCCUGGGCUUCAACAUUGUGGGAGGAGAGGAUGGAGAAGGCAUUUUUGUCUCCUUCAUCCUGGCAGGAGGCCCAGCUGACCUGAGUGGGGAGCUGCGCAGGGGAGACCGGAUCUUAUCGGUGAAUGGCGUCAACCUGAGGAAUGCAACUCAUGAGCAGGCUGCAGCUGCUCUGAAACGGGCUGGCCAGUCCGUCACCAUCGUGGCCCAGUACAGACCCGAAGAGUACAGUCGCUUUGAGUCGAAGAUACAUGACUUACGAGAACAAAUGAUGAACAGCAGCAUGAGCUCUGGAUCUGGGUCCCUCCGGACAAGCGAGAAGAGGUCAUUGUACGUCAGGGCCCUGUUUGAUUAUGACCGGACUCGGGACAGCUGCCUGCCAAGCCAGGGGCUCAGCUUCUCCUAUGGUGACAUUCUGCAUGUCAUUAAUGCCUCUGAUGAUGAGUGGUGGCAGGCAAGACUGGUGACCCCACAUGGAGAAAGCGAGCAAAUAGGUGUGAUCCCCAGUAAGAAGAGGGUGGAAAAGAAAGAAAGAGCUCGAUUGAAAACCGUGAAGUUCCAUGCCCGGACGGGGAUGAUUGAGUCGAACAGGUCGAUCAAAACGAAACGUAAAAAGAGUUUCCGCCUCUCUCGAAAGUUUCCAUUUUACAAGAGCAAAGAAAACAUGGCCCAGGAAAGCAGCAUACAGGAACAGGGAGUGACAUCCAACACCAGUGACAGCGAAAGCAGUUCCAAAGGUCAAGAGGACGCUAUUCUGUCCUAUGAACCAGUGACUCGGCAAGAAAUUCACUACGCGAGGCCUGUCAUCAUCCUGGGCCCCAUGAAGGACAGAGUCAAUGACGACCUGAUCUCCGAGUUCCCACAUAAAUUUGGAUCCUGUGUGCCACACACUACCCGGCCUCGGCGUGAUAAUGAGGUGGAUGGGCAGGACUACCACUUCGUGGUGUCCCGAGAACAAAUGGAGAAGGACAUCCAGGACAGCAAGUUCAUCGAGGCCGGCCAGUUCAAUGACAAUCUCUAUGGGACCAGCAUCCAGUCAGUGCGCGCAGUCGCAGAGAGGGGCAAGCACUGCAUCUUGGACGUUUCUGGCAAUGCUAUCAAGAGGCUGCAGCAAGCACAAGUUUACCCCAUCGCCAUUUUCAUCAAGCCCAAGUCCAUCGAAGCGCUGAUGGAAAUGAACCGACGACAGACAUAUGAACAAGCAAAUAAGAUCUAUGACAAAGCCAUGAAACUGGAACAGGAGUUUGGAGAGUACUUCACAGCCAUUGUACAGGGUGACUCACUGGAAGAGAUUUAUAACAAAAUCAAGCAAAUCAUUGAGGACCAGUCUGGCCACUACAUUUGGGUCCCAUCCCCUGAAAAACUCUGAAGAAUCCCCUCCAACCUUUCUCUUGUGAACAGAAGAAAUCAAGCCCCUCUUCCCUCCUUCCUCUUCAUUCCUGUCCCCACGGGGAGAACAAAUGACUACUGUUCUUGUCCCCUUUUUUAGAUAUGUCAAAAAAAAAUUGAGUUUUCUAGUCCUGUUGUGUUUUUUUAAAUUUCCGUUUUGUUUGAGUUUCUUUUGGGAUGAUGCCAUCUCACUCAUCAUGUGACUGUGCCCGUUCCUGCAUGGACCUUUCCCAAGCACUAGCACAGGUGCAGAUCCAUCAGAGUCAUUGUUUUCCUACAAAUCAAGCAGAAGCAACGCGAAGAGAGGAGGACUGAUGGAAAGACAGACUGGCCAGCGGUGCGUGCUGACAUGCUCCCGGGCAUUUCCACAUACCUGUUCUCAUGGAGCUCUGAACGAUGCAACGGCAUGGCCACAGAAAGGAUCUUAUUUAUAUAUAGAUAUAUAUAUGUAAUUUAUAUAAAAUAUAUAGAAAUUAUCAUAUAUAUAUAUAUUAUACACGCUCAUAUAAUAUAUAUAUAUCACACAUUUGGACUAGAAAAUCUAUGGAGACUUCGUCAAUGGUACUGUGUUAUCAGAGAAAUGCUUUAAUUUUCAUAUUCCAAUCCGAUGGCAUCUUAUAUCCCAACUGGUUGGGGACGGAUUGAAAAUGGCAGUACGUGCUGUACCGAGGGCACUCGCAUUUGGUCAUCCUCUUGAGAGCUAGGGUUUUCUCGAGCAGGGUCAGCCAGAGGCCUGCCAGAAGGGGCGACAGGGGUGGAGACGUGGCCCGAAAGCUGCUGCUGCCCUGGAGAGAGAAUGGCUACCAGUGCUCCCUGUUAAAUUGCCUAUUGUUUUAUGCCACCUGAUGUGUCUGCAUGACAGGUUUCCUUUUUGUUCAUUUUUAAGCUGCUGUUAAACCAAAACCAUGUUGUGCUAC
This is a messenger RNA of Rhinolophus ferrumequinum (greater horseshoe bat), 3843 nucleotides long. It is a transcript of the gene DLG3, whose product is annotated as discs large MAGUK scaffold protein 3. Gene Ontology annotation, biological process: chemical synaptic transmission. Gene Ontology annotation, molecular function: kinase binding. The coding region runs from base 357 to 2906 and encodes 849 amino acids. Gene Ontology annotation, cellular component: neuromuscular junction; neuron projection; postsynaptic density membrane. The transcript is spliced from 20 exons. The record is from RefSeq and is a predicted model, not a curated record. NCBI's taxonomy places the organism in Eukaryota, Metazoa, Chordata, Mammalia, Chiroptera, Rhinolophidae.